Microtus ochrogaster (prairie vole) is the source of this 5733-nucleotide messenger RNA. It is a transcript of the gene Ehmt1, whose product is annotated as euchromatic histone lysine methyltransferase 1. Gene Ontology annotation, molecular function: histone H3K9 methyltransferase activity; p53 binding; zinc ion binding. The record is from RefSeq and is a predicted model, not a curated record. The coding region runs from base 40 to 3792 and encodes 1250 amino acids. Lineage: Eukaryota; Metazoa; Chordata; Mammalia; Rodentia; Cricetidae. The transcript is spliced from 26 exons. Gene Ontology annotation, cellular component: chromatin; nucleus. Gene Ontology annotation, biological process: peptidyl-lysine dimethylation; negative regulation of transcription by RNA polymerase II.
GCGCGCGGGAGGGGCGGGGCCACGCUGCGGGCCCGGGCCAUGGCCGCCGCGGAUGCUGAGCAGGCAGUUCUGGCCAAGCAAGAGACCAAGCAGGAUUGCUGCAUGAAAACUGAGCUACUAAGGGAAGAUACACCUAUGGCUGCUGAUGAAGGUUCCACGGAGAAACAGACAGGAGAGACUCCCAUGGCUACAGAUGGAGAAACCAAUGGUUCUUGUGAAAAGAGCAGUGACACCAGCCAUCCGAAUGCAACCAAACAUACUCAGGAGAACACAAGAGCUAGCCCGCAGGAAGGUACCAACAGAGCAUCUCGGGUGGCCGAAAAUGGACUUUCAGAAAGAGACAUAGAAGUGGGAAAGCAAAACCAUGUCACAACUGACGACUUCAUGCAGACUUCUGUCAUUGGCAGCAAUGGAUAUUUUUUAAAUAAACCAGCCCUGCAGGGGCAGCCCUUGAGGACUCCCAGCACUCUAGCCUCCUCGCUUCCUGGUCAUGCGGCAAAAACUCUUCCUGGAGGGGCCAGUAAAUGCAGGACUCCAAGUGCACUUCCUCAGACACCAACCACAGCACCUGCUGUGCCUGGGGAAGGGAGUGCAGACACAGAGGACAGGAAGCCUACAGCCUCGGGCACUGAUGUCAGGGUUCACAGGGCACGCAAGACCAUGCCGAAGUCCAUCCUGGGCCUGCAUGCAGCCAGCAAAGACCACAGAGAAGUUCGAGACCAUAAGGAACCAAAAGAGGAUAUCAACAGAAAUAUUUCUGAAUGUGGACGACAGCAGCUUUUACCAACCUUCCCAGCCCUCCACCAGUCGCUACCUCAGAACCAGUGCUACAUGGCCACCACAAAGUCCCAGACAGCUUGCUUGCCUUUUGUUUUAGCAGCUGCAGUAUCUCGGAAGAAAAAACGAAGAAUGGGAACCUAUAGCUUAGUUCCCAAGAAAAAGACCAAAGUAUUAAAGCAGAGGACGAUGAUUGAGAUGUUUAAGAGCAUAACUCAUUCCACUGUGGGCGCUAAGGGCGAGAAAGCCUUGGGUGACAGUGCUCUGCAUGUUAAUGGGGAAAGCUUGGAGAUGGACUCAGAAGAUGAAGACUCAGAUGAGCUGGAGGAUGAGGAGGAACAUGGAGCUGAGCAGGCUGCUGCGUUUCCCACCGAGGACAGUAGGACUUCUAAAGAGAGUAUGUCCGAGACUGACCGUGCUGCCAAGAUGGAUGGAGAUUCCGAGGAAGAGCAGGAGUCACCUGACACAGGGGAGGAUGAAGAUGGUGGAGAUGAGUCUGACCUGAGUUCUGAAUCCAGUAUCAAGAAGAAAUUUCUCAAGAGGAGAGGGAAGACUGACAGCCCCUGGAUCAAGCCUGCUCGGAAAAGGAGGCGGAGAAGUAGAAAGAAGCCAAGCAGCAUGCUUGGGCUGGCCAAUGGUCCGGAUGUGCUGGAGACGGAUGGCCUCCAGGAAGUGCCUCUUUGCAGCUGCCGCAUGGAAACCCCCAAGAGCCGCGAGAUCAGCACCCUGGCCAACAACCAGUGCAUGGCCACUGAGAGCGUGGAUCAUGAAUUGGGCCGGUGUACAAACAGCGUGGUCAAGUAUGAGCUGAUGCGUCCAUCUAACAAAGCACCACUCUUGGUCCUGUGUGAAGACCAUCGGGGUCGCAUGGUGAAGCAUCAGUGCUGUCCUGGCUGCGGCUACUUCUGCACUGCGGGUAACUUCAUGGAAUGUCAGCCUGAGAGCAGUAUCUCUCAUCGUUUCCAUAAGGACUGUGCCUCUCGAGUCAACAAUGCCAGCUACUGUCCCCAUUGUGGGGAAGAGACUUCCAAGGCCAAAGAGGUGACCAUAGCAAAAGCCGACACGACUUCCACAGUGACCCUGGCCUCUGGACAGGAGAAGAGCUUGGCUUCUGAGGGCAGGGCUGACACGACCACGGGCAGCAUUGCUGGAGCCCCAGAGGACGACAAAUCGCAGAGCACAGUCCCGCAGGCACCAGAGUGCUUCGAUCCUGCAGGGCCAGCUGGGUUCGUGAGGCCAACUUCUGGCCUUUCCCAGGGUCCAGGAAAGGAGACCUUGGAAAGUGCUCUAAUCGCUCUGGACUCUGAAAAACCCAAGAAGCUUCGCUUCCACCCCAAGCAGCUGUACUUCUCUGCCAGGCAGGGUGAGCUGCAGAAGGUGCUUCUCAUGCUCGUUGAUGGAAUUGAUCCCAAUUUCAAAAUGGAGCACCAGAGUAAGCGUUCCCCAUUGCAUGCUGCUGCAGAGGCUGGCCACGUGGACAUCUGCCACAUGCUGGUUCAGGCGGGUGCCAAUAUUGACACUUGCUCAGAAGAUCAGCGGACCCCAUUGAUGGAGGCUGCAGAAAACAACCACUUGGAUGCAGUGAAGUACCUUAUCAAGGCCGGAGCACAGGUGGAUCCGAAGGAUGCAGAGGGCUCUACAUGUUUGCACUUGGCUGCCAAGAAAGGCCACUAUGAUGUGGUUCAGUAUCUGCUGUCAAAUGGACAAAUGGAUGUCAACUGCCAGGAUGAUGGUGGUUGGACGCCUAUGAUCUGGGCCACUGAGUACAAGCAUGUGGACCUGGUGAAGCUGCUGCUGUCCAAAGGCUCUGACAUCAAUAUCCGGGACAAUGAAGAGAACAUUUGUCUGCACUGGGCAGCAUUCUCAGGCUGUGUGGACAUAGCUGAAAUCCUUCUAGCUGCCAAGUGUGACCUACAUGCUGUGAAUAUCCAUGGAGACUCACCCCUGCACAUCGCAGCCAGGGAGAAUCGCUACGACUGUGUUGUCCUGUUUCUUUCUCGGGAUUCAGAUGUUACUUUGAAAAACAAGGAAGGAGAGACUCCCUUGCAGUGUGCAAGCCUCAAUUCCCAGGUGUGGAGUGCACUGCAGAUGAGUAAAGCACUUCGAGACUCAGCCCCUGACAAGCCUGUUGCUGUCGAGAAGACGGUGAGCAGAGACAUUGCUCGAGGGUAUGAACGCAUUCCUAUUCCCUGUGUCAAUGCUGUGGAUAGUGAGUUAUGUCCCUCCAACUAUAAGUACGUCUCCCAGAACUGCGUGACGUCCCCCAUGAACAUUGACAGGAACAUCACUCACUUGCAGUACUGCGUCUGCAUAGAUGACUGCUCCUCUAGCACCUGCAUGUGUGGCCAGCUCAGCAUGCGCUGCUGGUAUGAUAAGGAUGGCCGACUCCUGCCUGAGUUUAAUAUGGCAGAACCACCCUUGAUCUUCGAGUGCAAUCAUGCCUGCUCAUGCUGGAGGAACUGCCGCAAUCGUGUGGUGCAAAAUGGUCUCAGGGCAAGACUGCAGCUUUAUCGGACACAGGACAUGGGCUGGGGUGUGCGGUCCCUCCAGGAUAUCCCGCUGGGCACCUUUGUCUGCGAAUACGUAGGGGAGUUGAUUUCGGACUCUGAAGCUGAUGUUCGGGAAGAGGACUCUUAUCUCUUUGAUCUUGACAAUAAGGAUGGAGAGGUAUAUUGCAUUGAUGCUCGGUUCUAUGGGAAUGUCAGCCGGUUCAUAAACCACCACUGCGAGCCCAACCUUGUGCCUGUGCGCGUGUUCAUGUCACACCAGGACCUGCGCUUUCCCAGGAUCGCUUUCUUCAGUACCCGCCUGAUCCAGGCUGGGGAGCAGCUCGGGUUCGACUAUGGGGAACGCUUUUGGGAUGUCAAGGGCAAGCUUUUCAGUUGCCGGUGUGGUUCUCCCAAGUGUCGGCACUCCAGUGCAGCCCUGGCCCAGCGGCAAGCCAGUGCAGCCCAGGAGGCUCAGGAGAAUGGCCUUCCGGAUACCAGCUCUACAGCUGCUGCUGACCCCCUAUGAAUUGCCAAUGUGGCCCGUGGGACCUUCAGAAUCAUAUUUUGGUGACUGCAGUGUAGAGAGGAAAAUCUGCACAAGAUUUCCAAGAGGAGCUGGAGGUGUGGACACCUACCAGGAAUGUUCUGGGCCUGAGGCGUUUCAGCUGGCCCAGUGCUCAGACCAGAGCACUCCUCUGGUCCUUCACCUCAGAGACCUGACUCCAUGUUGCAUAACUUGUGAGUUACUGGUGGUGGCUCUGUCGCUGCAGUGCUUCCCGUUUGUUUCUCCUUCCGGUCUCUGAGGUCCUUGCUCCACUGCCAGGUUUGUUUGUAUACUGUCUGGUCAGGCUCCUAUAAGGCACUCACCGAGGCCACCGUCACCUACAAGCUGCUCCGUUAGACCUGCUGCCCACAGCCUGUGUUGCUGGCACCAGCUUCCAGGUGCCACCAGAGGACACUAGCUCCCCUUCAGCCUUGGAGAGGUUGGCUGACCCACCACUCACUUUGAUGAAAUGUGGGUUUGCUUUUUAAAGAAAUCCUAUAUCUAGCCCUAUAUAUCAAGCCUCUUAAUGGUGUUUCUUUGCGAGGAAGCAGGUUGGUGGUUGCAGGCAGACCCUGCACUGGCCCCAGCCAGUUCCGUUGACGCAGGCACCUUAUGUUGAUUUCUAAGCCACAUGCUAUGAUGAUGGAUAAACUCAUUUGUUUUUUACCAUUACCGAACAUUAGGACAAACAAAGAAUAAAAACACAAAACACAGAUAACGGUGCUGAAUCUGGUGUGGUUUCUACUCACCAUGGGAAAAUAAACUAUCAACUGUAAAAAGAGAACAAAAUGAUUUUAGAAUAAAGUGCAGGAAAAACUUUUUUAAAAUGUUAGUCUUGUAGUUGAAUAAAUUUGCCGUCACCUUUUGUGUGAUGGCCUGGCAGGUCAUGUACUUUUUUUUGGCAUAUACCUUUCUAAAUACUGUAAUUAGUGCAGCGACAGUGGGGUUUUUUUUGUGUGACUCUUCUAAAACAUUCAUAAUGCAGUCAUGUUUAUUUUUUUCUGUUAAAAUGUUUUUGACAGUUUUAAGAGCAGUCUUUUGGCUCAGACCAUUUCUUGUUCUGUUUUCAAUGAAAUCAAUAAAAAAGUACUUUAAAUGGAGUUUUCCUUAUGACACAUUCUUUCUCCUGGUCUCUGCAAAUCCCUAGCCUUUCCACUUUGGGUGCUACACUCAGGAGUUAUAUGGGUUCUGGAAGUCUGCCAGCCCCACUGCCAGCCCAAGGCUGUGGAGCUGCAUGUGUCCAUGUUUGUCAGUGUGUUUGAUGUCCGGUGUUCCAGGUUUGAAAACCAUUCUGAAGUCCAUUGGAGCAGGUGAGUCCUCAUAUGUGACAGUCUUCAUUGGGACACAGCAAGGGUACAGGAGGCAAAGCUGGAGCUCUUUUCUCCCUGCUGACAAGUGAUGCUUAUAUGCUUCCCUAGGGACCCUAGACUCACCAGUGCCUCUCUGUGCUCCAUGGAAGUCUGGUAUUGCUCACUACAGGAGAGCUUGUAAACUCAAUGAAAAAUUGAUCAAAGGCUCUGCCUUUCAGUGCAUGGAGUUUGUUCAGUCAGGCCUUUUUUAAAAGGAAGAUUACUGUCUCACUUUAUAAAUGAUAAGAUAGGGCACCUGGACCCAGGUGCUGUUCAGCCUGUGGCCCUUGCAUCAUUACUGGCAGCAGCUGUGGGAUGGCUGUGGGCAGAUGGGAUACUAGGAGACCCAAGGAAGGGCUAGCUUUACUUCUCCCAGAGGAGCUUGGCUCUCUUACUGCCCUCAGGAGGAGUUGGGCUGUGCAGAAGUCCCCAGCAGCUCCCCUCCUUAGACUCCCUUGCCUGUUUCUGUACAAAUACUACACCAAUAUAACACAUCUCUCUCAGGGCAGAGGUGCUCAUUUUGGUAAAAUCAGAUUUGUGUGGUGUGGGGUAUGUUGUGUGCUUCAUGCAGCAU